GACAUCUACUACCUGAUGGACCUUUCAGCAUCCAUGAUCGACGAUCUAGCGAUGAUCAAAGACUUGGGGUCCUCUUUAUCAAAAGAGAUGGCCAAGCUCACCAGUAAAUUUCGAAUGGGCUUUGGUUCCUUUGUAGAGAAACCCGUCCUGCCCUUCAUCAAAAUCACGGAAGAGGAGCUGGCCAACCCCUGCAGUAGUGUUUCCGUAACCUGCCUGCCGACGUUUGGCUACAAACACGUCUUGUCUCUGACGAGUAGCACCGACAAAUUCAACGAUAUAAUCGCCCGGCAGCGUGUAUCUGCGAAUAUUGAUAUUCCAGAGGGCGGCUUUGACGCCAUCAUGCAGGCGGCUGUUUGUGGGGACAAGAUAGGCUGGAGGAACGAUUCGAUGCGUUUGCUGGUGUUUGCCAGUGACGCUGACUCACACUUUGGGAUGGACAGUAAGAUGGCCGGCAUCGUGAUUCCCAACGAUGGACAGUGUCACCUGGAUGGCAACAACGAAUACUCCAUGUCAAAAGUGCAGGAGUAUCCAACUCUUGGUCAGCUGAUUGAUAAAGUGGUGGAGAACAACAUCUUACUGAUAUUUGCUGUGACCAAAGACCAAAAACAAAACUACAAGAACUAUGCAAAUUUCAUACCUGGUGCCACAGUUGGAGUCCUGGCGGAAGACUCGCGUAACAUCCUGGAACUGAUUGUAACGGCAUACAAAGAGCUGCGUUCAGAGAUCGAGCUGGAGGUCCUUGGAGACACAGAGGAGCUCCAGAUGUCUUUUACAGCCAUUUGCCCAAAUGGCAACGUCCUCCCUGAUGAAAAACGCUGCUCCAACAUCAAACCUGGAGAGACGGUAGUGUUCAACGUGUCCGUGGAGCUCCCGGGGUGCGUGUCUGGACCUCGGCACUUCUCCCUGAAACCCUUGGGUUUACAGGACAGUCUGGAGGUGGAGCUGGAGUCUCUUUGCUCGUGUGACUGCCGGCAGCCUACCGAGCAAGCAAACAGCAGCCAGUGCGCAGAGGGCCAGGGGGCUUUCCAGUGCGGGGUGUGUGUGUGCCAGCCGGGGUUCCUGGGAGCGGAGUGCGAAUGCAAUGAGGAAAGCGCUUUGUUGAGCAACUGCCUCGCCAACAAUGAGUCGGAGAUAUGCAGCGGUCAGGGCCAGUGCUACUGCGGAGAGUGUGUGUGUCACCCGUCCAGCUUCGGACGCAUCUACGGACAACACUGCGAGUGUGACAACUACUCCUGUGCUCGCUUCCGUGGGGAGCUCUGCGGGGGUCACGGGGUGUGUGACUGCGGGGAGUGUCACUGCGAAGGCGGCUGGACAGGGGAGUACUGUAACUGCAGCGACAGCACUGAGGCCUGCGCGUCAGAGGAUGGCGCUCUCUGCAGCGGGCGGGGGAGAUGCGAGUGCGGCCACUGCGUCUGCUCUGUGCCCGGAGCAUCCGGGGACAGGUGUGAGAAGUGCCCGACGUGCGGAGACGCCUGCAGCUCUGCAAGGACCUGUGUAGAGUGCCAUCUGCAGGAAGAGGACGAUGCAGAGUUUUGUGAUCAGAUGUGCAGCGUCCCUAAAGUUGCCAUCAACACAACAGCAGAUUAUGACAAGAGCCCUUCUAUGCAAUGCAAGCUGAUGAUGGAGAAUGAGUGCUGGAUCUCUUUCAAUGUGGUAGGAGGUGAGACGGGGAUCACUGCCUACGAUCUCCAGAUGUACGGUUGCCCAGAGCCUCCCAACAUCCCCAUGAUUAUUCUGGGCGUCUCCCUUUCCAUCGUGUGUAUCGGCCUGAUCCUGCUGGCCGUGUGGAAGAUGCUGGUGUCGGUCCACGACCGUAAAGAGGUGGCCAAGUUCGAGGCUGAGAGGUCAAAGGCAAAAUGGCAGACGGGGACCAACCCUCUUUUCAAAAGCUCGACGUCGACAUUCAAAAAUGUAACUUAUAAGAACGCAGAGAGAGAAAAGAUCCUUACACUGGGUGACUUCUGA
Molecule: messenger RNA, 1965 nt
Organism: Anoplopoma fimbria (sablefish)
Lineage: Eukaryota; Metazoa; Chordata; Actinopteri; Perciformes; Anoplopomatidae
Gene: itgb6
Product: integrin, beta 6
Exons: 12
Coding region: 16-1965 (649 amino acids)
Biological process (GO): integrin-mediated signaling pathway; cell-matrix adhesion; cell adhesion mediated by integrin
Cellular component (GO): focal adhesion; cell surface; integrin alphav-beta6 complex
Molecular function (GO): integrin binding
Source: RefSeq, a predicted model, not a curated record